Megalops cyprinoides (Indo-Pacific tarpon) is the source of this 371-nucleotide messenger RNA. It is a transcript of the gene rpl29, whose product is annotated as ribosomal protein L29. The record is from RefSeq and is a predicted model, not a curated record. Bases 65 to 262 code for a protein of 65 amino acids. Gene Ontology annotation, biological process: cytoplasmic translation. Gene Ontology annotation, cellular component: cytosolic large ribosomal subunit; ribosome. The transcript is spliced from 4 exons. NCBI's taxonomy places the organism in Eukaryota, Metazoa, Chordata, Actinopteri, Elopiformes, Megalopidae. Gene Ontology annotation, molecular function: structural constituent of ribosome.
CUCAGCGUUCGUUCUUUCUUUUCCGGUUGAGUCUCAAUACGUGUGGAAGAACCUCUGAACCAAAAUGGCUAAGUCGAAGAACCACACCACCCACAACCAAUCACGCAAAGCUCACAGAAAUGGAAUCAAGAAACCAAGGUCAAACCGCUACGAGUCUUUGAAGGGGGUUGACCCGAAAUUCUUGAGGAACAUGCGUUUUGCCAAGAAGCACAACAAGAAAGGGAUGAAGAAAGCUUUGGCAGCAAAGGAGGCUCCUAAAUAAACAGUGGGCAGUGUCACAGAAGAACCAGCUCUGUCACUGUGUUGCAUAUGGACUUAAACAUCUGACACAAGUUUUGUACUUGAAUAAAGCCAUGGCCUGUUGAAUGGAA